AUGUCGGGGAAGAAAUGCAAGCACUGUGGGUCAUCAGAAAUCGAGGUGGACCCAGCUCGCGGUGAUGCAGUUUGUACGAACUGCGGAACUGUUCUGGAAGAUAAUAUUAUUGUUGCGGAGGUAGAGUUCCAGGAGAAUGCUCAUGGAGGCGCCUCGGCGAUUGGACAGUUCGUAUCUGCGGAAUCUAAGGGCGGCGCUACUGGGUUCGGAAGAGCAUUCAAUGCGGGUAUCGGUCAAGAAUCAAGAGAAGUAACACUUCGUAAAGCAAGAGACGGUAUCACCUCUCUCUGCCAGCAGCUACGUUUGAAUCAGCAGUGUAUAGACAUAGCAUGCAACUUCUUCAAGAUGGCAUUGUCAAGACAUCUCACCAUAGGGCGACCUGCAAAUCACACACAGGCAGCUUGUGUCUAUAUGACUUGUAGAACUGAGGGCACACCUCACCUCUUGAUAGAUAUCAGCGAUGCUCUUCAAAUAUGUUGCUAUCAGCUGGGCCGCACUUACUUUAAACUUUCAAGAACUCUGUGCAUCAAUAUUCCACCUACAGAUCCAUGUCUGUACAUUUUGCGGUUCGCAUCGCAGUUACAAUUUGAAGAUAAACAGCACGAGGUUAGCAUGACGGCUCUUCGAUUGGUGCAGAGAAUGAAGAGGGAUUCCAUACACUCCGGAAGACGACCUUCGGGUAUAUGUGGUGCUGCUCUCCUGAUAGCAGGACGUCUUCACAACUUCUCCCGAACCCCAGCAGAUGUGAUCCGUAUAGUGAAAGUGCACGAGUCAACCCUGCGGAAACGCCUCAUGGAGUUCGGCGAGACCCCUUCCAGUGCUCUUACGCUCGAGGAGUUCAUGACUGUAGAUCUAGAGGAGGAGCAGGACCCGCCUGCAUUUAGAGCUGCUAGGAAAAGGGAUAAAGAACGAUUGCAGAAGUUAAUGGAAGAAGAGGAUGGCGAAAAAGAGCUAACAGAUCUACAGAAAGAGAUAGAAGCACAGUUAGAAAGAGACAACUCGAGAAGAAGACGGGCCGCUGCUGCGACCACCACUUCCAGUGGGUUAGUGACAGAUGAAGGCAUAUCCGAAGAAGCUGAAGCGUCACGAUUCGCAGCGGAAGACACACUGCAUAUCAUCGGCGAGAUCGCCAAGGAUGUACAGCCCAAGAACGAAACCAUGAAGUUCGAAAAAGGACUCGGUACAGACUUAGCUAUAAUUGGCCUGGGUCCGCCAGAGGACAAAACGGACAAGUUCAUAAAACCAGAACCUAAACAUCAGUUCAGCAAAGACUUGCAAGCUGACGAGCUGCUGCUAAGCAACAAGGAUGAGGAAUAUAUCAGCUCGCUCAUCAUGAGCGAAGAGGAGUCCAAGCAUAAGACGCGGUUGUGGCAUCAGAUUAACGCCGGGUAUCUCAAGGAGCAAAAGAUAAAAGAAGAGCAACGCGCCAGAGAUCGGGAAGAAGGUAAAGACAAAAAGAAGAAAUUGCGGGGCACGUACAAGAAGCGCACAGCCAUUAACGCAGCGACUGCAGGAGAGGCUAUCGAGAAGAUGCUAGCAGAGAAGAAGAUCAGUUCUAAGAUCAAUUACGACAUAUUGAAGAGUUUAGACCAACCAGGAACUCCUGUGCCAGACAAGCAAAAAGAAACUCCAGUUGUGCUAGACACCAAACCACUAACACCUACCAAGCCGUCAGUUUCGGCCUCUCCCGCCCGCAAGCGUAAGAAGAAAGCCCCCACAAUCCCCACCCUGAACAUAGCCAGUCCCGUUGCCGCUUCCCCGGCGCCCUCACCUGCUACAACUGCCCCAGCUACGCCUGCACCUGCUACGCCUACACCUGUUACGCCGGCUACACCAGCCCUAACUGACCCUGGCGACGACUACGAGGACGAAGUGGAGGCAGAGCCCACAGACGCGGGACACGAGCUCUCACUAGCUGCCAUGCUGCAAAAUGGACAGGAUGACGACGAUUAUGAUUAUGAUGAUUAUUGAACCAUGAACGAGUAAUUUGGUUCAGCUUGUCAAUUUUGUGAUUAUCUACAAAGCUACUGGCCCCGUAGGUAUAAUAGUAUCUAUAAUAUACUGGCUGAUUCAUGACAGAAUGAUACCGUUAUGGCUACGUGCUUUUCUUGACUCCCUAUUGUAUCUUAAGUCUGUCUCCAAGCUGCAGAGACUUUGUAUCUUCAUUAAAAGUGUUUUUGAUUCGUUAUUUCCAAGAUGAAAAACAAUCAAUACCAUAGACUGAUAGAACAGACUGUUAAAAAAUAGAAAGUGUAUAUAGUUUAAUAAAAAUCCACGGUAAUUGGACUUUUUCAGGUGGCAUCUAUAAAAUAUUUUAAAUUAAAUAUUACCUGUUGUUAUUGAUACAAAAAUCGAACAAAUACAAAGAAAAAUUCCUUCGAUCCAACUGGAUUUGAACCAGGAAGUCUACCACGAAAACUACGUGACUGCGUCCGCAACGAAGCUCGUACAUACUACAUUAUGUCAGUUUUACGAUGAAGGUAAUGUCAAAAUUCGCUACGAAAGCUGUCAUUUGACGUUUCGGAGUAAGGACUUAUGUCAAAUCACGAUCUUAGUACGCGUUUCGUGGUAGCUCCGAUCCGAUUUGAAACUAGGACGAUGAUCAUUGCUUCGUAUGUCGAGGUAGACCUCCAGUGCCUUUUUCCUCACCAUUCUUUGUGUUUUUUCGAAAUAAUAACACGUUAGUGGAGUAUUUUUACAAAAAAAUAUAUGAUUAUCAUGGUAGUAACAGAUUAUGAUAUUCAGUGAAAUAAAUAUAGCAAAUACUUAACUUAUUAAUGUGAACAACU
This is a messenger RNA of Hyposmocoma kahamanoa, 2789 nucleotides long. It is a transcript of the gene Brf, whose product is annotated as transcription factor IIIB 90 kDa subunit. Gene Ontology annotation, biological process: transcription by RNA polymerase III; DNA-templated transcription initiation; transcription preinitiation complex assembly. The record is from RefSeq and is a predicted model, not a curated record. Lineage: Eukaryota; Metazoa; Arthropoda; Insecta; Lepidoptera; Cosmopterigidae. Gene Ontology annotation, cellular component: transcription preinitiation complex; transcription factor TFIIIB complex; nucleus. Bases 1 to 1971 code for a protein of 656 amino acids. The transcript has 11 exons. Gene Ontology annotation, molecular function: RNA polymerase III general transcription initiation factor activity; RNA polymerase III type 3 promoter sequence-specific DNA binding; TBP-class protein binding.